Molecule: messenger RNA, 2071 nt
Organism: Arachis ipaensis
Lineage: Eukaryota; Viridiplantae; Streptophyta; Magnoliopsida; Fabales; Fabaceae
Product: DEAD-box ATP-dependent RNA helicase 53, mitochondrial
Cellular component (GO): cytosol
Molecular function (GO): RNA helicase activity; nucleic acid binding; ATP binding
Source: RefSeq, a predicted model, not a curated record
AUCUUCUGAAUUGUGUUUCUCUCUCUUCACUCUGUUCAGUGUUGUGCUCCCCAAGCUUCGCGCUGCUCUCCCUAAAACCCUAAACCCCUAAAUAGGGUUUGGAAAAUAAAGUCUCUCCCUUUUCACAUAAUCACAUCACUCUCUCUGUUCCAUACAAACGCAGCUCAAAAUGUUAACCACAAUCCUCAGAAGAACUUCUUCUUCUGCUAUCACGAAGCGCUCUCUCGCCGCCGCCGUAACCUCCGCUACCGACCCCUUUCUCCCCCAACUCACCUCUUCCUCCGCAUCCUCCGGAGAUUCACCCGUCGGCGAGCUCCGACGAUUCUCCGGGUUAACUGGGUUUUUGAAAGGGAGAGCCUUUCACUCUAAUUCAGGGCCAUUGAAUUUCCGCUCCUCGUUCUGUUCUCGCGCGGAGUUUGCAGUUGAGGAUUACGCCUACGAAGAAGGGUCUAGAGGGAACAGCGCCGAUGAAGGUCUUGAGAUCGCGAAGCUUGGGAUUUCGCAGGAUAUUGUUUCUGCUCUUGCAAAGAAAGGAAUCUUCAAGCUCUUUCCUAUUCAGCGAGCUGUGCUGGAACCUGCUAUGCAAGGACGUGAUAUGAUUGGUCGAGCUAGAACAGGAACUGGAAAGACUCUUGCGUUUGGGAUACCAAUCAUAGAUAAGAUCAUUCAGUUCAAUGCUAAGCAUGGGCGAGGAAGGAAUCCCUUGGCUUUGGUUUUGGCUCCUACCAGAGAGCUUGCACGACAGGUUGAGAAGGAAUUCCAGGAAGCAGCACCUAACUUGGAUACCAUCUGUGUUUACGGGGGUACACCCAUCUCUCGUCAGAUGAGGCAGCUUGAUUACGGUGUUGAUAUUGCUGUAGGCACGCCUGGCCGAAUUAUCGACCUUCUAAACAGAGGUGCCCUGAAUUUACAGGAAGUUAAGUAUGUUGUUAUCGAUGAAGCUGAUCAGAUGCUUCAAGUUGGCUUUCAAGAAGAUGUUGAAAAGAUCUUGGAGAGGUUGCCCCCUAAACGUCAGACUCUUAUGUUCUCUGCAACAAUGCCUUCUUGGAUAAAGCAGAUUACUCGUAACUACCUACAGGAUCCCCUGACCAUUGAUCUUGUUGGAGAAUCUGAUCAGAAGUUGGCAGAUGGAAUUUCGCUAUAUUCUAUUGCAACUGAUAUGUAUGUUAAAGCAGGAAUUCUCGGACCUCUAAUAACAGAACAUGCAAAAGGAGGAAAAUGCAUUGUUUUCACUCAAACCAAACGUGACGCCGAUCGAUUAACAUAUGGCUUGGCAAAAACUGUUCAAUGUGAGGCCUUGCAUGGAGACAUAUCCCAAGCUCAGAGGGAAAGAACUCUGGCUGGAUUCAGAAAUGGACAUUUUAACGUUUUGGUUGCAACAGAUGUUGCUUCACGUGGGCUUGAUAUACCAAAUGUGGAUCUUGUAAUACACUUUGAUCUUCCCAAUUCAUCGGAGAUAUUUGUUCAUCGAUCUGGACGAACAGGUCGUGCUGGUAAGAAAGGAACUGCUAUUCUUGUUUAUACUGAAGAUCAAUCCAGGGCUGUUAAGACCAUUGAGCGUGAUGUGGGAUGUAGAUUUUCAGAGCUACCAAGGAUUGCUGUUGAUCCUGGAUCAGUGGACAUGGGUGGUGGACGAUUCGGUUCUUAUGGAGGUGGAAGGGAUCGUCGAUCUGGUGAUUCAGGUUUUGGUCGUAGUCCUGGAUUUGGUCGUUCAGGCGGCUAUGGAAACUCUGGGUUUGGCCGCUCUAGCUAUGGAAAUUCUGGGUCAACUUCUAGUCGUUUUGGUGACUCUGGUAUGAGUCGACCCAGGGGGGGAUUUUCAGGUGAUUCAUCUGGGGGAUCAGGCUUUGGUCGGUUUGGCUCCUCUGAUGGCUUUGGUUCAGGUCAAUCGGGGAGUAGAUCCGGAGGAUUCAGUCGUCCAGGUGGUUUUGGUGGUUCAGAUCGUUCAGGUGGUGGUGGUUUUGGGGGAUUUGGUGGUUCAGAUCGUUCAGGUGGUUUUGGAUCUUUUGGCUCAAGUCAAUCUAGUGCCUUUGGUGUUGCUGAUCAGAACAAUAAGGGAAGAUUCUAACUU